Mesocestoides corti is the source of this 684-nucleotide messenger RNA. The record is from the annotation of a GenBank genome assembly. NCBI's taxonomy places the organism in Eukaryota, Metazoa, Platyhelminthes, Cestoda, Cyclophyllidea, Mesocestoididae.
AUGAAGGCAUCGAGAAGUUCGCGUGUUGCUUCUCAGAAGCAGAAAGCGCACUCACCAACCCCAAUUCGCUCCCUUCGAAAAACUCCCGCUCGUCGUAUUGACACGAGAGAAUCUGCCAAACCGAAGUCACCUGCUGAUAAGCAUCCGAGACCAAGGCCGUCGCGAUCAGCACGUGUUCGAAAGAAAUCAAAGGUGGCCGACAAGGACGAGAGCCAAUCAGAAUCCCCCAAAGUGCUACGUUCCUCCACGAGGUCGAGAUCAAUUCGAUUGCCAAAGGAGCAGGCGACAACUCCUUCAGAAUCGACAACAGCGAGAAGAGCGUCUACGAAGCGCGGCAAGAAGGCGUCGGCGGGAAACACGACCGACGAGGAUCCCUACGACCUGAGCACCGAUGAAAACGAGUCGCCGACAAGCUCGUCCGGUGCCCGCGCCGUCUCACCUGCGGCCCCAAGUCAGGCGACGGAGCCUGUCUCGAAGAUGCGAAAGUUCUUCCAGACACGGGGCGAAGGCCUAGCCAAGCGCACGGCCCUCAGCGCCUUCGAUUUGCUGCGUCGGAAGCUCUGUGGAGUUGGAGGCAAGGGUCAGGUGGCGAAGGUGAGCUUGUUUGGUGAUUUCCACCCUGUUCACGAGCAGAUCCCCUCGUCAGACUGCACGCAACGAAGAAGUCUGUGCUUAGUUUCUUAG